AUGGUCAACAUAACAGAGAGGAUCAAGGAGAUAGAGGCGGAGAUGGCACGAACACAGAAGAACAAAGCGACUGAAUAUCACUUGGGUCUAUUGAAAGGUAAACUUGCACGCUUGAGAGCACAAUUACUGGAACCAGGCCCAGGAGCAGGAUCUGGUGGCGGUGCCGGCUUUGACGUCUCAAAAUCAGGCGAUGCACGCAUAGCACUUGUCGGAUUUCCAUCAGUUGGCAAGAGUACUUUCCUAUCCAAAAUCACAAAAACGAAAUCCGAAGUGGCAGCAUACUCAUUCACAACACUCACAGCUAUACCUGGAGUGUUGGAAUAUGGAGGUGCCGAGAUACAGAUUCUUGAUCUUCCAGGUAUCAUCGAAGGGGCCUCCGAGGGCAAAGGACGCGGCAGACAAGUCAUCAGUGCAGCGAAGACGUCCGAUUUGAUACUGAUGAUCCUUGACGCGACCAAGCGAGCCGAACAGAGAUCACUACUCGAGGCAGAAUUGGAAGCGGUAGGUAUCAGACUGAAUCGCGAACCCCCAAACAUCUACCUAAAAGCAAAGAAAGCAGGAGGAAUGAAGAUUACGUUUCAGACACCUCCGAAAUACCUAGACGAGAAAAUGCUUUACAACAUCUUACGAGACUACAAGAUCCUAAACUGUGAAGUACUGGUUCGGGACGAGAAUGCCACAGUUGACGACUUCAUCGACGUUAUCAUGAAAGAUCACAGGAAGUAUAUCCAGUGUUUAUAUGUCUAUAACAAGGUCGAUGCCAUCAGCUUAGACUUCCUGAGCGAGCUGGCAAGAGAACCGAAUACUGUCGUUAUGAGUUGCGAGAUGGACCUAGGAAUUGACGAUGUUGUGGCAAGAUGCUGGCAGGAACUGAGACUGAUAAGAUUGUACACGAAGCGACAAGGAAUAGAACCAGACUUUAGUGAAGCCUUGAUCGUGAGGAGGAACAGCACGAUCGAAGACGUUUGCGAUUCGAUACAUCGCACUAUGAAAGAAACGUUCAAGUAUGCCCUCGUUUGGGGGGCCAGUGCAAAACAUAUCCCACAGAGGGUCGGUCUCGGUCACCCUGUCGCAGACGAAGAUGUGGUGCAAAUAGUCAGUGCUUGGAAGGCAUAG
Molecule: messenger RNA, 1116 nt
Organism: Lithohypha guttulata
Lineage: Eukaryota; Fungi; Ascomycota; Eurotiomycetes; Chaetothyriales; Trichomeriaceae
Gene: RBG2
Product: Ribosome-interacting GTPase 2
Exons: 1
Coding region: 1-1116 (371 amino acids)
Biological process (GO): cytoplasmic translation
Cellular component (GO): cytoplasm
Molecular function (GO): GTPase activity; GTP binding
Source: RefSeq, a predicted model, not a curated record